Messenger RNA from Solanum dulcamara, 741 nucleotides. RefSeq names its product F-box protein At5g07610-like. Bases 1 to 741 code for a protein of 246 amino acids. The transcript has 2 exons. Gene Ontology annotation, molecular function: protein binding. The record is from RefSeq and is a predicted model, not a curated record. Lineage: Eukaryota; Viridiplantae; Streptophyta; Magnoliopsida; Solanales; Solanaceae.
AUGGACUCUGCUGUAAUCUUUAUACAAACAUUCAACAUGUCUUAUAGUGCUGAAAAAAUUGAAGGUAGUGAUGAUCUUUUAACCAAGAUUUUACUACUACUCCCUGCUAGACCUCUCUUCAGGUUCAAGCUUGUUUCCAAACGGUGGAUGUCUCUCGUCUCCGAUCCCCGUUUUUCUUCUCUCUGGAAGCCUGAAUCUUUCCCAACUGCAUUCAUUCUGCAGUCGCCUUUUCUCGAUUACCCUUGUUAUUACCUUCCUGAUAAAACAAAAUCUAAGGCUUCUAUUAUAUUCUUUGAUUUUAUCAAAGAUGUUGUAAUUUUGAAUUGCUGUGGUGGUUUACUUCUUUGUCGUAAAAGGCUCUAUGAUAAGUACAUUGUGUGUAAUCCAACUACAAAGGAAUUCCAUACUCUUCCGAGUCCAAAUGUGGAGUCACUAAACAUGAGUUUGGCUUUUGAUCAUUCAAUAUCGCCUCAUUACAAAGUUAUAAAUGUUGGCUAUUUAGGACAUGGUAAGGGAGUUUUCUUCAAUGGAGCUAUCUUUUGGAUCUUUAGAGGGAUAAAUAGCUUUUGUUAUUUUGAUAUUGAUAGGGAAAUUAUCCACUCUUAUCAAUUGCCUAAAUGGCUGAACAGUAUUACUGUGGAUGCAUCCGUGGGAAUUUACAUCUUGUUGGCUCUUGAUUCAGUGAUUCGCAUCAUAUUAACAUAUUUGUAUUGGGAAAUGACUACUACUCUUGGAGCCUAA